AUGGCUGGACUACUCAACAAGGUCAAGCAGGUCCUUCACAAGGACGAGACACCUGGCUCAACCACACAUGACACCACUCACGAUGCCACCCACGGCACCCACGGCACCGCCUCCGACGCAACCACUCACGGUACACCCGGAAACCUCACCCAUGGCUCUCACGGCACAACCAACGACCCCACUCACAACUCUCACCUCGCCAACGAGGCCGACCCCCGUGUCGACUCUGACCGUGUAGGUACAACCGGCGGUUUUGGAAACCAGUCGACUGGAGUGACCGGUCACUCGACCACAGGUGGACUUGGAAGCCAUUCCACCACUGGCCACCACAGCGACCCCAACGGUCCCCACGACUCCAGUCUCGCGAACAAGGCCGAUCCUCGCGUCGACUCAGACCAUUCCCGAACAGGAGAACACAUCAAGGCUCAAGGCGUCGGAAACCCCAACGCCGUUGAAGGUGGCAUCCCGCAUGCAUUGGUCGAGGACCGCUCAAGCUUCCAGACCAGCCGUGGCACCGAACCCGGCAGCAUCAGCGACCUUGCCGGCGGCAACACCCACAGCUCGACUGGCGGUCUCGGUAGCCAUGGCACCCACGGCUCAACUGGCGUCGGCAGCGGUCUUGGACACGGCCACAACGACCCCACUGGUCCUCACAGCUCUCACCUCGCCAACCAGGCCGAUCCCCGCGUCGACUCUGACCGCGUAGGCGGAGCUGGAAACACUGCUGGCGCUGGUGGAUACGGCACCACCGGUCUUGGUAACACCCACGGCUCAACUGGUCUCGGUAGCCACAACACUCACGACUCCACUGGUCUCGGUAGCCACGGCACUCACGGCUCGACUGGCCUUGGAAGCCAUGGCACACAUGAUUCCACUGGUCUCGGUAGCCGUGGCACUCACGAUUCCACUGGCCUUGGUGGCCGUGACACUUACGACUCCACCGGCCUCGGUAGCAACACCUCAACUGGUCUUGGAAGCCACGGUACUCACGGCUCGACCGGCAUUGGAAGCCAUGAGCACCACGACCACCACCACACUCACGGCACUCACGGCUCCCACGACGCUUUCGCAGGACGGGAGCUUGAGGGUCCUCACGUUACCCACACAGCCAAUGCUCUCGACCCCCACGUCAGCAGCGGACACCAGCACGGGUCUGCUUUUGCAGGCCAGCCCAUCGGAACCGGCCUCGCGGCUAGCCAGGGCAUGGCCCCUACCCACACCAGCGGUCUUGGACACAGCCACAACGACCCCACUGGUCCCCACAGCUCUCACCUUGCCAACCAGGCCGAUCCCCGUGUCGACUCUGACCGCAUUGGCUCAGCUGGAAACUACAACGGUAACAACUCUGCUACCGGUAUCGGUGGUGCUCAGGCUGGCCAAGGAAUUGCUGGUACUCACGCUGGUCAAGGUCUUGGUAACACGCACGAGCAAGGCUACGGAUCUGGUGCAAACACAACCGCUGGCCCGCACAACAGCAACAUGCUGAACAAGAUGGACCCCAGGGUUGAUUCUGACCUCGACGGCGGCAAGACCUACGGUGGCAACAAGACCUACCAGUAA
Messenger RNA from Dothidotthia symphoricarpi CBS 119687, 1560 nucleotides. RefSeq lists its product as uncharacterized. The transcript is spliced from 3 exons. The record is from RefSeq and is a predicted model, not a curated record. NCBI's taxonomy places the organism in Eukaryota, Fungi, Ascomycota, Dothideomycetes, Pleosporales, Dothidotthiaceae. Bases 1 to 1560 code for a protein of 519 amino acids.